Molecule: messenger RNA, 1077 nt
Organism: Aspergillus oryzae RIB40
Lineage: Eukaryota; Fungi; Ascomycota; Eurotiomycetes; Eurotiales; Aspergillaceae
Product: FPP/GGPP synthase family protein
Exons: 5
Coding region: 1-1077 (358 amino acids)
Biological process (GO): isoprenoid biosynthetic process
Molecular function (GO): prenyltransferase activity
Source: RefSeq, a predicted model, not a curated record
AUGCCUCAACGAAAUAUGGACCAAGCUUUGGAGUUUGACCAAAACAUGACCCAAGUCCGGCGCCCUAGGGAUGAUCAAGAGAAUCAUGAAGGAACAGACGCAGAUGAGGGGCAGGGCACAACAACUAGUAAUAGGUUCUAUACCCAAUACGAUAUCCUCGCGCCGUUCACGAAGGCCGACGCAGAAAAGAUCUGCAUGGAGCCCUUCGAAUACACUAGGUCUCUUCCUGGCAAGAACACCGUUGGUAAGGUAAUCGAGAGCUUGCGGCCUUGGUUGAAUAUUUCCGAUCGUUCUGCGGCGGUCCUUACGGACGUCAUGACGAUGUUGCAGAAUUCGUCCUUGAUGCUAGAUGAUAUCGAAGACGGUUCUCAACUUCGGCGCGGUGCACCGGCAGCACACGUUAAAUAUGGCCUGAGCCAAACAAUAAACAGCACGACGUAUAUAAUUGCCAAGGUUGUCUCCGAGGUUCAGACUCAUCUCCGACUAGAGUGUGCUAAAGUUCUGUCUGAAGAACUCCAAACCCUCACCUUAGGUCAAGCUCUCGAUCUCAACUGGACAUUCAAUAAAACGUGUCCCAGUGUAAAUGAAUACCUUGUCAUGAUCGACCACAAGACUGGAGGUUUCUUCCGUCUGAUGCUUCGGAUCAUGGAGAUUGAAGCCAAUGCUACGCCAAACGACGAGCUACGUCAUUUAAUUACUCUGCUGGGGAGGUACUACCAAAUCAGGGAUGAUUACCAGAAUAUAGCUUCUGACGAGUACACCACCAAGAAGGGCUUCUGCGAUGAUCUUUCCGAGGGAAAGUUUUCGUUUCCUCUUAUCCAUCUGCUCGAGCAUAGUCCCAAUGCCAGUACGUUACACAAGAUGAUAUAUGACGGACAACCUGUGGACGAGGGGAAAAUGUCUGAGGAGGCAAAGUCGUACAUCAUCUCGCAGAUGAAGGAAGUAGGUAGCCUGGAUUAUACGCAGGAGGUUCUCAGUGGCCUCUUUAGCUCUAUAUGGGAGACGGCAGAGAGGACUGAAAAAGCUAUGGGAGAAAACAUGGGGUUCAAGGCUCUCUGCCAAUCAUUGAAACUGUGA